GGGUUAGUAGGGAAGUGAAUGAAGGCACUCGAAUUUUCUUAAUGCUUUCUCUGCGUGCAAGCCAACCUCAUCCAUCAUCUUGUACGGCAAAACCCAUCAUUACUACAUUACCCUUCUCUCUCUCUCUCUCUCUUGGGAUUGCUUUAUAUAUAACUACUCCUACGCCUGUGGUUUUCUAUUACCUCACUUCUUUGCAUGACUACUUCCUAAACUCUUCUCUUCUACACUUUGCUCUCUACCCUCUUUCUUUCUCUUUCUUUUUCCCUUCCCUCAAGUACUAUCAUACACAAACACAAGGUACUUCACAUACCCACAUACACACACAUAAGCAAAAACUCUUACUUCCCUUUUUCAAGUUCUUAAACUCAUCACUACUUAACUCAGGAGUGUGCAUAUUUUCGUUGUAUGGAUGGAUCCUUCUAGUGGACAACACCAGCAAAUGUCUAGCCAGUCAUUGGAGAACAUGUUGGCAUGUUCAAAAGCCCACCAAGAGAGAAAACCAACGCCUCAGCCAGAACAAGCUCUAAAGUGCCCCAGAUGUGACUCCACCAACACCAAAUUCUGCUACUACAACAAUUACAGCCUUUCCCAGCCAAGGUACUUCUGCAAGUCAUGCAGGAGAUAUUGGACCAAAGGAGGUACACUUAGGAAUGUCCCUGUGGGAGGAGGGUGCAGGAAGAACAAAAGGUCAUCAUCAUCAUCUUCAACAUCAAAGAGAGUUCAAGAUCAAGCAUUCACACCAAAUGUUAACCCUCUCACUGGCCUUCCUUCAUUAAUGUCUUAUGACUCCAAUGACCUCACUCUUGCAUUGGCAAGGCUUCAAAAGCAGUCAUGUGGGCAAUUAGGGUAUGAUGAUCAUGAUCUUUCAAUGUUGGGGAACCACCACACAAGCACCCCAUGUGGUGAUAAUAUCCUUGGCAUGCAUCACCACUCAUCAUCCUCAUCCACAAACCCAGGGUUCUUGGAUGCCCUCAGAAGUGGGUUCCUUGGAACACAAAGUAAUAAUAAUAUGCAUCAGAAUAUGUACUAUGGAUAUGGGAAUGGGGACAUGGGGGAGGUGGACAAUGGUGGUGGGGUUGGGGUUAGUAGUAGUGGAGAGAUGAUGAUGAUGAUGAUGCCUUAUAAUAAUGAUCAAGAAAUGAGUAUUGCAUCCACACAGGCAGUGACAGUCACCACCAUGAAGCAAGAGAUUUGCAACGGAAGGGAACAAAAGGUGUUGUGGGGUUUUCCAUGGCAACUCAAUGGAGACACAAACAUGGGUGAACUUGACUCAGGAAGAGCUAGUAAUUGGAAUGGCAUCAAUUCAUCAUGGCAUGGACUUCUCAACAGUCCCCUAAUGUAGACAACAACCACAGGGCCUCUACUACUGAUAAUUUUAUUUCCUUAAUUUCUCAUGUUUUGUUUUACUAAAAAUGUUAUUAGUCUAAUUAGGAUUUUCAAUAUCCUUUUGAGUGCUGGGUUAAUUAAUUACAGGGGUUUGGUUGAUUCCCUUGAAUCAUCUCUUUUCUUUCUUUCUUGUUUUUUUUUCUUCUCUUUUUGCCCCUUAAAUUGUCAAAUUUUUUGUACUACUACUGUCUUUUAAUUGGUGAAUAGACUAAUGAAAUUUCAGAAAGGUUGUUUGCUAACCAAGUCAA
Molecule: messenger RNA, 1634 nt
Organism: Glycine soja
Lineage: Eukaryota; Viridiplantae; Streptophyta; Magnoliopsida; Fabales; Fabaceae
Product: dof zinc finger protein DOF2.1-like
Exons: 2
Coding region: 410-1342 (310 amino acids)
Biological process (GO): regulation of DNA-templated transcription
Molecular function (GO): DNA binding; DNA-binding transcription factor activity
Source: RefSeq, a predicted model, not a curated record